AUGUCCGAAAAGCAUACAGAUGCACAGAAGGAGUACCAGAGAUUGGUGGCGCUUAAGUCCUCUGGCACAUAUGUUCCUCCAGCCAAACUGCGAACUGUUUUGGCCCAAAUCAACGUAUCGAAGGAUUCAGAAGAGUACCAGAAACUUCAGUGGGAAGCAUUGAGAAAAUCAAUCAGCGGACUUGUGAAUAAAGUCAGUGCUUCUAAUAUCAAAACGAUUGUGGUGGACUUGUUUAAAUUGAAUUUGCAGAGAGGAAGGGCAAUAUUUGUUAGGGCAAUAUUGAGAGCUCAGAUUGCGUCUCCUACUAUGACUCGAGUAUAUGCUGCUUUAGUUGCGAUAGUGAAUUCGAAAAUUCCUGAAAUUGGCGAGUUGAUGCUGGCGAGGUUGAUUCUGCAGUUCAGAAGUGGCUACAAGAGAAAAGACAAACAGCAAGUGCUAGCCACUACCACACUGAUUGCUCAUCUGGUGAACUACCGAGUUAGCCACGAAAUUGUGGCUCUCCAGGUAUUGCACUUUUUGUUAGAAUCGUCCAGUGAUGACGCGGUGGAGAUUUCUGUGAAUCUAAUGACAGAAGUUGGGGCCACUUUGACUGAGACAAGUUCUCGGGCUUGCGGUGUGAUACUGGAGAGGUUUCGAGUAGUGCUUCAGGAAGGUAUGGUGAACAAGCGUGUGCAGCACUUGAUACAAGUGUUGUUUCAGGAGAGGCGAGAGGAAUUCAAAGAUCAUCCUUCUGUGGUAAAGGAGCUGGACUUGGUGGAGGAAGAAGACCAGACCACGCAUCUCGUUGGGUUAGACGAUGAGCUAGAUGCCAAUGCUGGGUUGGAUGAAUACAAGUUUGAUGCAGACUACGAGGAGAACGAAAAGAAGUAUAACAGAUUAAAACAUGAUAUUUUGGGGUCAGACGAUGAGGAUGACCAAUCUGGCUCCGAAUCUGGCUCCGAAUCCGACUCUGAGUCUGGUUCCGCUUCUGAGUCCGAGUCUGAGUCUGAGUCAGAUGAAGAUAAGGACGAUAAGGUCAAGAUGGAGAUCACCGAUCUCACUGCUGCUGAUUUAGCAAACUUUCAGAAAAUGGUGUACUUGACCAUAAUGUCGAGUAUGUCUCACGAAGAAGUUGUGCACAAGUUGCUGAAGCUGAAACCACUUGAUGAGAACAGAAAGGAGUAUAUGAUGGUGGAUAUGGUCGCUAAAUGUUGCUCACAGGAAAAAACUUAUUCGAAAUACUACGGUCUCAUUGGAGAAAAUUUGGCAAGGUUAGGCAAACGUUGGGACUUGGCCUUCCGCGAGUGUUUCCAGGAGUAUUAUGGCAACGCACACAGACUAGAGAACAACCCUCUGCGAAACGUUUCCAUGUUCUGGGGUCACAUGUUUGCCAGUGAUACCGUUGGAUGGGAGGCGUUGGCUUGUGUGAAGAUUACAGAUGAAGAUACAACUUCUGCUGGCAGAAUUUUUCUGAAAUUCAUGUUUGAAAAGAUGAGGCAGGAGCUGGGUUUGGAAAAGAUGCUGGUUCGUAUCAAGGAGCCAUACAUUCGCCCGUUUUUAAAAGGAUGUUUUUACCCAGAGAAGGAAGACGAUUUGAGAUACUCGAUCAAUUUCUUCACAGCCAUCAAGCUCGGUGCGUUGACAGAAGACAUGAGAGAGACGCUUAACAACCUCCCGGAAGCUAUUGAAGAGACUGAAUCAAGAGGGAGAUCACGCUCCAGAAGUGGAUCAUUUACAGGUUCUAACUCUUCUUACUCACACUCGUCAUCUCGGUCCGGGUCUUAUUCACGAUCGAGGUCAGCCUCGUAUUCGCGGUCACCAUCUCCAAGACCAAAAAAAUCAAGAUCCGGUUCAAGAUCUGGUUCACGAUCGACUUCAAGAUCGAGAUCAUACUCUCGUUCAAGGUCGCCUACAUCUCGCAGGCCUGAACUACCGCCGCAUCUCAGAGACCAAAAAGAUGCAUUUGAAGAGUACAGCAGAAACCGCGAGAGAUCGCCGCCUAGAAGAAAUUUUAGCAAAAGCGGCCGUGGAAGAGGAAAUUUCAACCCUCGCGCCAGAAGAUAA
Messenger RNA from Kuraishia capsulata CBS 1993, 2043 nucleotides. RefSeq lists its product as uncharacterized. The record is from RefSeq and is a predicted model, not a curated record. Gene Ontology annotation, molecular function: protein binding; RNA binding. Bases 1 to 2043 code for a protein of 680 amino acids. Gene Ontology annotation, biological process: mRNA splicing, via spliceosome. The transcript has a single exon. Gene Ontology annotation, cellular component: catalytic step 2 spliceosome. NCBI's taxonomy places the organism in Eukaryota, Fungi, Ascomycota, Pichiomycetes, Pichiales, Pichiaceae.